Messenger RNA from Dipodomys ordii (Ord's kangaroo rat), 3382 nucleotides. RefSeq names its product TNF receptor-associated factor 3 interacting protein 1 (gene Ift54). Bases 15 to 1898 code for a protein of 627 amino acids. Gene Ontology annotation, cellular component: ciliary basal body; centrosome; intraciliary transport particle B. Gene Ontology annotation, biological process: regulation of microtubule cytoskeleton organization; cilium assembly; intraciliary transport. NCBI's taxonomy places the organism in Eukaryota, Metazoa, Chordata, Mammalia, Rodentia, Heteromyidae. The transcript is spliced from 16 exons. The record is from RefSeq and is a predicted model, not a curated record. Gene Ontology annotation, molecular function: microtubule binding.
CAGAGGUGAUUAGGAUGACUGGCUUCAUGAAGGGCCUUUACACAGAUGCCGAGAUGAAGUCAGACAAUGUCAAGGAUAAAGAUGCAAAAAUUAGCUUCUUACAGAAGGCCAUAGACGUGGUUGUGAUGGUUUCAGGAGAGCCCUUGUCAGUCAAACCAGCCCGCAUUGUGAUGGGAAUUGAGCCUGAAAGAACAAAUGAACUGCUUCAGACAAUUGGAAAGUGCUGUCUCAACAAGCUGUCUAGUGACGAUGCAGUGAAGAGGGUUUUAGCUGGAGAAAAGGCGGACAUGAGAGGAAGAGCCCCAAGGGCCUCUAAGUCUCAGGAGCCGGACAAUAAGAAUGUGAAGGAGGAAGAGUCCAGAGCGCAUAAAGAGGAUAAAAGAAACUCUGAAAUGAAGGAUGGAAGUACAAGCAGAGAGGGAAAACAUAAGGAAGAACUGAAAGAAGAAACCAAAUCCAGGGAGAAGGAUAGGGACAAGGAGAAGAGCAAGGAGAAUGGCAGAGACCGACAUGAGGAUCCCGACAAGGACAAAUACCGAGAAGGGGAGAGAGAGAAAAGCAGAAACAGGGCCAAGCAGGACAGAGACAGGGACAAAGACCGAGGGCACAAGGAUCGGGACCGCGAUGCAGACCGGGAGAAAGAGAGAGAGAGGAGGAGUGAGGGAGGGAAAGAAAAAGAGAGGUUGAAAGACAGGGACCGAGAACGUGACCGGGACAAGGGAAAAGACCGGGAGCGACGGAGAGUGAAAAACGGGGAGCACGCCAAGGACCACGAGCGUGACAAGAACAGAGAACAGGACAAACUGGAGAAAAAGUCAACAACGUCAGCAGAGGUGUCUAAAAAGUUGUCAGAUGCUUCUUUAAAAGACUGCAAAGCAGAAAUAGAGGUUGAAAUUUCCACCAGUACAGGGAAGUUGUCAAAAAACGCAAAACGGCGACCCAAAAAUGCUGUGGAAGAUGAUAAUUCAACCAGUCGGUGGCGUGAGAGCAGUGAGGCAGCCCCAGCAGUAAAGCAGACAGGUGACUCCACCAGCGAUGCAGGUGAGGAUGGCUCUGCAGUAUUUGGAGAAGUUGCAGGCUGCGCAGGUGUCAAGACAGCUCUCAAUGGAGAAGCUGGACCUGCUUUACAAGAGAAGUCAGAGGUGUCAGAGACUGCUGAAAUCCCCAGUGAGCUUUCCUCCAAUGUCAGAAUACCUCGGCCUGGGAGUGCACGGCCUGCACCGCCCAGGGUCAAACGACAGGAGAGCAUGGAGACACUGCCAGCAGACAGGUCAGGGAGUGGCAAAACCGUCUCAAAUGUGAUAAUAGACUCACAGAAUUCUGACAAUGAAGAUGAUGAGCAGUUUGUGGUAGAAGCUGCCCCUCAGCUCUCAGAAAUGUCAGAAAUUGAAAUGGGGUCAGCAAUGGAACUAGAGGACAAUGAGAAACAUGGUGGCCUUGUGAAAAAAAUUCUGGAGACCAAGAAAGAUUAUGAGAAAUUGCAGCAGGCGUGCAAGUCUGGAGAGAAGGAGAAAUCGCUUGUCUUUGAAUCUGCGUGGAAGAAGGAGAAAGACAUUGUUUCUAAGGAGAUAGAGAAGCUGCGCAUGUCUAUCCAGACCCUAUGCAAAAGUGCCCUUCCCCUGGGCAAGAUCAUGGACUACAUCCAGGAGGACGUGGAUGCCAUGCAGAAUGAGCUGCAGCUGUGGCGCAGCGAGAACAAGCAGCAUGCCGAGGCCCUACAGAAGGAGCAGAGGAUCACAGACUGUGCCGUGGAGCCCCUGAAGGUCGAGCUGGCCGAGCUUGAGCAACAGAUUAAAGACCAGCAGGACAAGAUCUGUGCAGUAAAGGCCAACAUCCUGAGGAAUGAGGAGAAAAUCCAGAAGAUGGUCUAUAGCAUCAAUUUGACCUCUCGAAGGUGAACACUUGCUUGUGAAGGAGAAAUCCCCCUGUGUAGGAGUGCAGAGGAGGGUAGGAAGGUAGACCUCUAGCUCCCAGUGUGCUAAGAAAACCGACUGUUCUCAGUGCCACGCCUCAUCCAGCUAAGUCCAGAGCUUCAAGACGAAGGCAUAUUAAGUGAAUUAAAACUGUUUUCUUACCUCUUUCCAGCUGGAAUACUUGCUAGUUAUAAAUAGCUCUUCAAAAUGCCUUUGUGAGUCUGGUUUUUGCAACCUCUUGUCUGUGUUUCUGCUGCAGCCCGUUUAGCUCUGUACCAGACUUUGCCAGCAGGUAAGUGAUGUACACCCAGCAAGGAAAUAGCAGCCCUUUGUUUCCAGUCUGCUGAAAGGACUUUGUACCUCAGCACAGAACGAAGAAUGGCUGUGUGCUUUCUGAUAGGUACUUUAUAAAUAGAAUAUGACCUAAGAAUUAUUACAUUUUACUUUGAUUUUCCAUUUGAAAAGGGUGAAUUUCAGCCUGUACCCUCAUGAGGAACAUAAGAACUGUUAAGGGUUCUUCUCCCCUCCUUCCUUUAUAAUUGUAUCUACUUGUAUAUGUAGUUACCUCAUUGGCCCUGUUAUCAUACGCUUGCCUUUCUAGCACUUGUCAUUGGCAAACUGACGAUGGGCAGCAUCUGACAUGUAAGCACAUCCUCGCUUUCUUCAGCAGCUGCCUGUUCUGUCUCCAGACAGCUCCUGACAGAGCCCCUGGAGGGGUUCUGUAGAAGACAGUGGCUUUGGUCCUCUUCCUUUUGCACAGAUGCGUGUACCUGAGACACAGAACUUAGGAGCUAAAAGGAUGAUCUGAUUCAUUUUUUUAUGUAACUUACUUUUUAUUAAAUGGUAUUUUUUAGUGAAACAUCUAAUUUUCACUUACAUAUAAUACUGUUGUAAAUACUUGUCAGGUUUUACAUUAUUGUAUGAAGGGUGUCAUUGCUGAGAGACAUGUGGAUCUAGGUUCUAAUCCUUGUGUUUCUGAAUUUCAUCUUUAUUCUGUGGACUGGGGCCAUGUUAAGAUAAUUGCCUGAGAAAGUUUUGUUUCUUUGCAGAUCAGCACAGAUGGCUUGGUUGCGUUUUGUUAGUGCAUUUGCAGAAUGAAUCCUUAGUAAGGUGGUGACGGGGCUUCCAAAGCUGGGCAGUUUGGAUGUGCCAUUCUUAAAUGUGCAGGCUUCUCCCUCCACAAGAGCAUGUGAAGUUCUGUGGAUCUGUUUGGGAGGAGAACGGCUGUUAUUAGCCAGCCCUUAGUUAUAUUGAAAAUCUCUUCUCUACUCUAUGGAUGACUUUACCACAACCCUGUGUAGACUCUUCUGAUAAAUGUCCUUUAUGAAUUGGAAUUUAUAAAUAGAAUUUUUGUGUUGCAAAAAAUUAUAUACAUUGUAUGAGAGUAAAAUUUUGUAUGAAUAGUCUACUAAAUUGUAUGAUAAAGUUUAUUUUUCUUUUAUAUAUGUCAUUAAAAUAAUCAGCUAUUU